UUAACGGUUGGCCAGAAGAGGGCAUUCAGAUUCUGUCUGACAAAGUUACCGGAGCCGCAUCUGCAUUUCUGCCCGUUCACCGCGCGCGGGAGAAGAGGACAAACAGUCGCGCGGAGGAGGAAAUCCUUUUCCUUUAACACCCCAAAGUCGUUGUUUUGUUUCCGAGUGGAUCGUGAUCCCCUGUCAAAAAUGUCCGUGAGAAAAUCUGGGGGGGAUUUCCUUUAAAAAAAAAUUACUAACUGUAAAAUCGGCGGUGUCGCUCGUGCUGCCGGUGGAGCCGUUGCUUUGCGUCGCUUGCGCAAUGUGCCACGACGCUCGCACGCGGAUUGAUGCCGGAACGUCUUGGAAUUUAGCGUAAAGUUUUUGUUGGUGAGAGAAAAACAAUAAGACUGAUAACUUGGAUGUGGAGUCUUUUGCGUCUUCGGAUAAAUGGAGUGUGUUUUUUCUUUUCUUUUUUUUUUUUUUUUUUUUGUGUGUGCCUUCGCGCGGACCUUGACGGAGACUCGGUAUAUUUAAUGUGACGUUUUGUCGGAGCCGUUCUACGACAUGCUGCAUGGUCACGACGGGGGAACCGACACACGCGGAUACCGGAUAUCUUCGACGCGCUCGUGCUGCGGCGGAGCUCUGAUUGCGUCGCGGAACCGGCGGUGGCUGCUGCGCGCGACGGCUCCGGUUUGCGGGCUCGGGAAGACGCGUGCCAUGCGGAUGAUUCGGGACGCAAGACGCAUAUGAAAAACCCCUACCGACUGUCGACACCGAUGAGCUCUGCCAUGCGACGGCGAUGGUUUGUGGUGCUGCUGGUGCAGGCAUGGCUCUCUGCAAGUUUUUCUAAUGGUGAGCGGCCAUGCCCACGGAGCUGCCGCUGUGAUGGCAAGAUUGUUUAUUGCGAGUCCAGUGCAUUCCGCGACGUGCCAAAAAACCUGUCUGGUGGCUGUCAGGGCUUGUCUCUGCGCUACAACAGCUUGGCAAGCUUGCGUGCUGGCCAGUUUGUUGGCCUCAACCAGCUCAUUUGGCUCUAUCUUGACCACAACUACAUUGCAACCGUGGACGCUCGUGCCUUUCAAGGAAUAAGGAGGCUCAAAGAGCUAAUCCUGAGCUCCAACAAAAUCACGCUCUUGCAUAAUACCACAUUCCACCUGGUACCAAAUCUGAGGAACCUUGACCUGUCCUACAACAAACUGCAGGCUCUGCAGCCAGGUCAGUUCCAAGGACUGCGCAAACUCAUCAGUUUGCACAUGCGCUCCAACUCCUUGAAGAAUCUACCAUCUCGCCUCUUUCAGGAUUGCCGCAAUCUUGAAUUCCUCGACCUUGGCUAUAAUCGUCUGCGCAGCAUCACACGUAAUGCAAUGUCAGGUCUUGUGAAGCUGACGGAACUCCAUCUCGAGCAUAAUCAGUUCUCCAAAAUCAACUUUUCCAACUUCCCCCGGCUUUACAACCUCCGCGCUCUUUACCUGCAGUGGAAUCGCAUCCGGACCAUGAGCGAGGGACUUACAUGGACCUGGAGUUCUCUACAGAAGUUGGACCUUUCAGGGAAUGACCUACAGGAGCUGGAGCCAGAGGUCUACAAAUGCAUGCCGAACUUGCAGACACUUAAUGUGGAUUCCAACAAGCUGGUUAACGUCUCUCAGGAAGUUGUUUCGGCUUGGAUAUCCCUGACCAUGAUCAGCCUAGCUGGAAACAUGUGGGACUGUGGACCUGCAGUCUGCCCCCUGGUAGCUUGGCUGAAAAACUUUCAAGGGAACAAGGAGACCCCCAUGAUUUGUGCCUCACCCAAAGAGGCUCAAGGCGAGAAAGUCUUGGAUGCUGUGGAGGCAAGUGGUGUGUGCAAGGUCAGUCAUGUUACUCCCUCAUUUGCUAGUUCUACAACUACCCUUUCUGGUGCCCCUGCUCUGAAUGCAGCCCUUCCCUUUGCGCCCACACUUCAUUCCGGAGGUAGCAGAAGGGGCCAGGGCACAUCCUUGCAACAUCCCACCCCUUCAAGACCACCACAAUCUGAUGUCUCUCAACCCGAGCAAGAUUUUGAGCCAGUGUCCUUCCACAAGAUAGUGGCAGGGAGCGUUGCACUAUUUUUAUCCGUUGCAAUGAUUCUCCUUGUGAUUUAUGUGUCAUGGAAGCGCUAUCCGAGCAGUGUCAAGCAGCUGCAGGAAAACACUUCAGCUGCCCGCAAACGUCGGAAAAAGUCUAGGGAGACUGAACGUACGCUCAGCACCCCCUUGCAGGAGUAUUAUGUGGACUACAAACCUUCAAGCUCCGAGGCCACGGAUGUUCUGGUCAAUGGAACAGGGCCAUGCACAUACUCCAUAUCCGGUUCCAGAGAAUGUGAGGUUCCUCACCAGAUGAGUGCUCUGACCUUCUAUCGUUAUGAACAGCCCGUUCUGGAUUACUGCCAAGCCCAUCAGCCGAUGCGCCUCAACGUGAACUAUGAUUGCCCGCCUCAGGGCCUUGAUGAUCUGGCACCGCGUGACAGGGGCACCAUUCAGACCGUGGCUCUGCCAGCUGUUCCACCCUCCAGCUCACCUCCUACCCUGAGAACACCUGUACAAGGCCCCGGUGUCCCUUACCCGGGCACAGAGCGCUCCGUAAAGUACCCGUCCAUCGAGCGGCCCACUAGCACCCUCACCUUUGGACGCUAGCACUCUGGGAUGCUAAAGUGAAUUCUUUUGGAUGCUAAUGACUGUUUCAGGAGUUAGCGCCUUUGGAGAAGCUAACAUUUUCAGAAGGAAUUUCACUCCACGAACGGAUCUAACUUUAUGUGGCUGGAUUCUUCUUCUUGUGACCUUUUGUUUUCUGAAAAAAGAGAGAAGGAUCUAUAAAAGAGCCAACCAAGGACUCGCAACUCAGACGUUCAAUACACGCUCCAUGCCAGUGAGCUCUAUGUACAGGGAGAUGGGAUUUCAUUUGUGUUUUUCUGUUGUCCUUUUUUAUUCUUCUUUUCAACACAAACGCUGCUCUUCUGAGUCCCGUUCAAUGGAAAAUUGAAACUCAAUACAGCAUGCAUGGUGCGUUAAAUGGCACUUUAGUUGCUGUUCUGUGUCCUUUUCGUGCCAAACACGACGGGACGUUGCCUUUGAAAAGCUGAUAAUGGUGAUUCACUCACACUGUGUUGAGAAUGAAAAAGAAUGUGCAAUAAACAAGUUUCGUAGUGGGAGAAAAAGGGGGAACAGGUGCGUAGACAAAAUAGGGCCAACAUGUAAGAGAAUGAAUGAAACAAAUUAAUGUUUACCAGCGCUCGAAGACAUCUAGCUGUUAUUUUCAGUUAUAUUUCCAGACAGUGGUUAUACACGGUGUCAGGGAUUGAUCUUUGAAAAAGAUCGGGAAGUCCCGUUUGGACAGAAUCCUUUCAGAGAAGAAGAGGCUCUGCAGUCGGUGUUGAUACUGUCAUUAAGUUCCCAGUGCAGGUUUCAGUGCAGACCUCCUGAGACGUGCACGUGUACCAAAGAUCAAGUGUUCGUUUUGAUGUACAGUACACACAGCAUCAGUGCCCCUUGUGGUACCAAACCACCAAAUCUGUAAACUCGGACACAAAUUAAAGGCCAGAAAUCGGCACAGUCGUAACAGAUUCACCCUCAGUUGUAGCUCAGAUGUCAACCUUUGAAGUCCAAACAUUAACACAGAGAGAAAUGGCUUGUUUCAGUGCGCUGCAUCUAGCUAGUCAGCUGUGUGUAUGUGUGUUUCUCCCAACUCUGUUAGCAGGUAGGAGUUAUCUUCUAUUAAAACUGCCCUAAUUGUCUGCUGACCUUCAGUACAAUAAGACAAAACUCUCUACAGAGGUGAAAAAAGUCAAAUAAGUUUAGGAAAAAGGCGGCAAAUAAACUAGACUUGUGUGAUAUUGAUUGUUUUUUCCUGCUCACGAUUUACCGUUUUAAAAAAAUGAUAAUGGCAGGAGAACGAGAAUUCCACUAUUUAAAGUUUAAGGAGAGUACAGAAGGAUGUAAUAAUAUUACCAGAUGUGCAGUCAGGAACUGCUUGUUGGCAGUGGCAAUCGCUGUACUGUGAAAACUCAGCUGAACAGUGGAUUUUUAGGUGAUUCUGCAGUAAUGUACAGUUAAAUAGUACGAAAAAAAAAAGACAUUUUCAUUGGCUGUGUUUGAGAGCAAAAAAAAAAAACAGCAGCAUAUUGAAUCACUUUGUAAUUAUCAUUAUCACUAACAUUACAAGUGGAUUUUGGACUGCUUAAUCUUUUUUUUUUUUUUUUAACAUUUUAAAGUGCUUUUUUUUUUUUUUCUUUUUCAUUUUUGGGCAGUUUUUUUGGUGGCAUACCUAAAGUGAUGCCAAGCAAACUGAUGUUAGUUAACUAAUGUUAGAUAAAUCAAAUAUAUACAUGGAUAGAUUUUAUUAAUGAAUUUAUUAACAAUUCUCCAUUUACCGUUACAGAAAUGUGAAAAUGAGGACAUGUGAGAUGGGGGAAAGUGGGCGGGGCUUACAGGCAGGGUGAGUUACUAUUAGAGAGUGCGAAACACCUCUUUAACUGUCAGUCAUUCCAGAUUCAUAUAUCGAUUGGUACAUUUGCCAUUUUUAUUGGAAAGAAAAAGAAGAUGCGCUUUUGGUGUAUUUUUAAGUGAUAACUCGUGUAAAAAUUACUGGACAUCGGGGCAGUGUAGGAACAAAUAAAUCAUUAUAUCGCACAAGUCUACUGAGCAAUGUGGAUUUUCUUUUAACAGAGAUUAAAAAGCAUGUCAGUCGGUUCAGCAUCCACUGAGAAAAGAAAAAAAAAUGCUUGGUUUCGGAUUAGAACAAGGAUUACACAGUGUGUGAGGAUCCCAUUAGGUCCCAUUUGUUUAUAUGGAGGCCAAAUAAAUGGCUGCUUGCUGUGUGUUUAGCAUUAAUGGCAGAGAUUGAGUAACAUUCUGGACAAUUUAAGAUGUUUUAAUAGAUUUACAUGUUCACUAUUUCAAUGCUUUGCUAUCAGAGUGUCUCCUGAGUGCUGAGACAUUGAAUGUUUGCCACUAGAAGCCAUGUCUCCAUCUACAGGAAGUCAAUUCCCCAUUGGCGCAGUAUGGACCACUGGUGAUUUGCAUUCAUUUUUACUUGUAAAUGGACUCCAGAUCUAAGGAACAUUGGGAUUGUUGCCUGUAAACAUGGAUAUUUUUAUUUUUUGUCACCCCGUGUGCCUGUGUGUUUGGACUCAACACAAUGAAUGUGGAUCUUGUACCUCACCAUUGGUGUAUUUUCUGGAUUUUUUUUUUAAUCCUACUCUCCUGCACCACGCCAACUUCAUUCUCGCAUGUCGAGUUCAGAGGUCAGUUCAAAACCUGUCAGACUUUUAUUUGACCUCGACGUGCAAACUGAAUGGGAAGACGAUGAUUCAGCCUCGCUGUGAGAGACAUGGCACCCUCGAGGCGAUCAGUGACUCUGCACAAUGUUUGCAGACGCUAAUUAAUUAACACACAGGACGUGUUUAUCUUGUACAUAGAGAGGAAAAAGUAUCACAUCGUUUGCUUCUUGAUACACACACACAUGCACACACACACACGCACACACACACACGCACACACAGAUGGUGAACAGUAGGUGUUGCUCUGCAGAGACUGAUCUCAGAACAGCCGUGAGAGAAAUCUUCAGUAAUAUAUCCACAUUUUAAAGGUCGAUAUUUUUCUAUCUGCUCUCGUGACCUUUACAUCUCAUUGUGCUCAUUAGUUUUCAUAAUCCGUCCUUUUGCUCGCCGAACGCGUGGAGCUCGACAGUGUAAAGAUUUUACAGAACACUCCGGAAAAAUAAGGUCUUGUCAUUUUAACAAUGUUCCACAUGGUGUCCAUGCUCCCUGGUUUCAUUCUGCUGUGGUAUUUUCCUCCGACUCUCCCAGUCAACGUCGGUUCAAUCUCCUCUGCUGUGUUUUGCAAUUUUGAAAAGUCCUGGCAAUACACAAAAAAGAGAUAAAAAAAAAAAAACAAAAAGAAAAAAUAUCUACAUGUACAAUAAGAGUAGCUUGUGUUGUGUUCCAAAGCUUCAUGUAUGAAUAAUGAGCUGUUGAUUUGAUAUUAUUGUUAAUGCUGUGGAAGUUUUACCCACAAUGCUCCAGUAUCGCCCAUCAGGAAGAAAAAAGAAAAGGAAAAAAAAAGAGAAGCGCCCUGAACACACCCUGAGAAUAUUCUCGAGACGUCUCAGCAAUCACACACAGGCUGUACACACCAACCCAGAGUUUGGUACAUUCCUUUGUUCCGAUUAGUACUGUCCACCUGGAUGUGCAUUAUGGGAAAGCAAAGGGAAAAAAAAAAAAAAAGGAAAACUGUAUGGCUGUGUUCCAAAAACAACAAGGUAGAACUUAUUGGCCUGACAAGUGCUGCUCAAUAGCUGCUUCUCAUAUGGCAUACUUUGUGUUAAGUUCACAUAGAGAAACUCAGAGGGAUGUAGUGCACUAUUGUAUGUAGUGGAAGGGGCGGAGCCACCAGAUUUCAGGGCCAGAAUACCACUAAACCAGGGAUAUUCACCUAAAUAUGACUGAAUGAUAACAAUUACCUUUAAAGUGGUGAUUUGUUUUGCACUGGAGCUUCACGUUCUCACCACUUUUGACUGAUGAGACGUCUGUUUUGAACUUGACGUGGCAAAUAAACGCAUAGCCUUGUCUUUAAACAUUUUGUUUUGCUUUGUGUUUUUUUGUCAUUAGCUACGUUUACAUGGACACUAAUAAUCCGAUCGUAAUUGGACUAGAAGCACAAUCAGAUCUAAAAAGUCACAUGUAAACACGUCAAUCGGAAUGAAUUGGCCAAAACCGAUUAAAAUUUCAUUCGGAUCGUAAGGGGUGGUUUAAACCUUUUCUAAUCCGAUGGAGAGGACAUGUAAACACUUCACCGGGUUGAAAAUGAAACCAGAUAGUUCUGCGCAUGUGCAAUGAUGUACAAACACGUAAUGACGUAUGACACACGGCUGUCAGCGGUAUUGGGGCUCUGACCGUAGCCUCACCAGGUGCCAUGUUCCCCUCCGCCAUGGAGCAUAGUGUCAUAAAUGACUGUCGUGUCAUCCUACAAUUCUCCUUCCACUCCUCGUCUGUGAAGUGGUGCAAGACGACGUUGUCCCAUCGGUCCUUGCUUCGGACCCUGUGUGUCAGACGCCUUGUUCUGGGCUCGGGAAGGGGCAUUUUAACUGCUUGAUAAAUACACGCAGUACCGCACAAAACAUCACGCGCUCGUCGUCUUCUAAUUAGCAGCUGAAAUAGGCAAAUGUUAAGUCCGCUUUUUAAAAUGAAAAAAAGAAGCAAUGGCAAGAGAGCGGCUGCUAGUAUCUGCGUGUUGGAACAGCUGGAAACGUGUAUUCGUGCACUGUGCGCACGUCAGAAGAUUCUGUCAUGUAAACGCGCAUAUCAACCCGAUUACUUUAUUCAGCGUUCUUGUAAACACUGCGAUCGGAUUAAUCAAUCUGAUUGAUUUCAUUCCGAUUGAGACAAAAAAUGUCCAUGUAAACGUGACUAUUGUUUCUUUUGAACAAUGCAUGUCAUCAGACCAGAAAGGGUUAAUAAAAUAAUUAAAAAAACUAUAUUAAACUCUGUGAAAACUCUUUCCUUUCUCAAUGAGAUGCCUUCAGCUAAAUAAUUUACAUAAAUUCUACAUAAAUGUGAAGCCUCAGUGGUUCAUGUUUUAAAGAGUCACUAAACUACAGUUAGGUUUUUUUUUUUUGCUUGAAUACAUUCAGAGAACCAAUCCGGUCCAUGGUCUGCCAGUUGCUGACCACUUUGUAAAUUGGGCUAAAAACAUUUUAAGGCCAUUUUGAUUUAAAAUUGGCAGUUGUUCCAGCAUUCUGGCUUUGGCGAGUCUUAGUGCCAUGUCAUUUUCUAUUUCCAUUAAGUGCUAAAUUUUACCCUAGGAAAUGAGGCUCUACAUAUUCAGGUAUAUAUUAUAUAGUGCAAAGUAUGCCAUUAGAGACACAGCUAAUGACUAGGGAUCAGGAUGAAGAAUUUGUUGAAUAUUAUUACAUUUUGUGCCUCAGCAUACUUGAGAAGGAUAGGAGGAUAUGACAUCUGCAGGGGUUGUGCAAAGACGAAACUACAUUCAUGAGAUUACAAGGACACGGGAUAUCCAUUUGUGUCUUCAUAUUGUCUGAGGAAGCUAGUUGAACGCCGUUUCUGCUUGAAGUAUGCUGAGGCCUUUUGUCUUGAUUAUCUUUGUCACAUUGUGUUGGCAUGUUUUGUAAAAUAAGGCUCUUAUGGAGACAUUAUAUGGAGACAUUUCCCCACUCUUUCAGAAAUCCAAUCAAGCAUGAAGUAUAUGACUGGCCACAUCACAUUAGCUGUGUGUGUGUGUGUGUGUGUGUGUGUGUGUGUGUGUGUGAUUUGUUCUGCACCAGGGAAUAGAUGCUUUUCAACCCAUUUGUCCUUUGAUCAACUCAUUAGUGAACCAACGAUUGAACCUUUGAGCUGAUAGAAUGUGUCAUGAUGGGUAUUGUUUUUCAAUCAAGGACAAAGUGGAUAUGGAGGAGAGCUUCUUGCUUAAAUAGAUAUCAUGUCCAUUUAACCUAGAAUACGCAAACUGGACAAUGUAUUUCUUGUAUUUCUGAACUCUGUCCAUUGAAGCAUUGACUAUGAGGUUAAAAUGCUAAGGUCAGAUUUAAAUUUAAGGUAUUGACAUCUACAUUGGAUGAGGAUAUAAGUGUGGGAUUCUCAAAAUUUAUAAUACAUCUGCAUCCAGUAUUGGUCCAACACCAAUCAUUUUAUUUCUUUCUUGCUCAUUUGUAGGGAGACUCCAACAUUUCGGACACUAAAAAUAGCUCAAAAUUGACCAAAAUGACACUUUUGGUUUUUGAACAAAGGCACAAAAAUUAUUUUCCUUAUUUACAUGUUACCCUGCAUCAUCCAAGAACAUUUUCUCUAAAAGGUGUCCUGCCUGAAAGCUUGACAUCCUGGCUAAUAUCACUUUUUUUUUUUUUUUUUAUUUAUUAUCAGUGCAGUUUUGCGGAGUAUUGUCUCUAUUUAAAGGACAUGUUCUUUUAUUAACUGAUAUGUUUUAAUUAAGGAUACAUUAAUGAAUACUUAAUACAUUUACAUUUUAAAAAAUAUUAAAUUAUUUAUUAUUAAAAUGAAAUAAAGUAUUACAAUUUAUACUACAAUAGAAAAUAAGUUUUCUUUUUAAUAAUAAAAAAUCCAGCACUGUUUUUUUUUUUUCUCUAUUUUUAUUUCCAUUCUCAGCCAUGAAUUUUCAUUUCAGCACAUUAUGGAAACAUCACAUACAUUUCACAUGUGAUUAUAAGUUUCAUAUGUGUUUAUGAUCAUGUGUGAAAUAAAUAAAUAAAAUUGCAAAAUGUUAUGCCCUGCAAUUCCACACGAGAACUUCAUGGGUGAACAAUGUGAUCACAUUAAAUCCUAAUUUCAGAAAACACAUCUGAAAAAUAAAAUUGCUUGUGAAAAUAAAAGCGCAUGCAGUAGUAAGUAACUAGUCAUGCUAGUCCAACAAAAGUAGGCGUGGUCUCAAACUUUUUUAUUUUUUUUUAAAUUUCUAACAUUUAUUUUUUCAUUAAUAUCAAACUGUUUGGACAAUACUGAAUCACAUAGCCAAUGAAUUAGCUGUGUGCCACAUCAUAUUCAAUUUCUUUCUGCUUUUUACUGUGAAAAAAUUAUACUUUCAUUUUAUAUCAUCAUAUCAUCUUGGAUGAAGAAUUACAAAGCCCUAGUACUGGAUGAAGCAUGUAGGAAUCACAGUUCUUCUAUACACUCUCCUUAUUUCACUCGAUUCCUUUAUGGUUCACUGAGCAAAGAUGGAAAUGCCUUUGAAUUGAAACUGACAGCUAGCAAUUUAUCCUCAGAGUCAUUGGUUCAUUUCAAAUCCAAUGUGCUGGAAUACAGGGCCAAAACAACAAAAAUUGCAUCAGCACCCACUUACUUACACGCUGCAUCUCUGCGUGUGUGUACGAUAUUCAAACUUUAUCCUAAUUGAUGCAAGCACACUUGUUUAAUAUACAGUAUAUGUGAAAACUGACAAGGAAAAGUAAAUUUCAAUCCAUAGAUGUCACUUUACAUGCUGCUGUAUUUGCGUUUAUGUCAUCUCAAGCAGGAGCUGUUGCCAGGGAGAGCUGGCUGGUGAAUAUUUAUUUUACACUAAUGAUAUAUACGCCAUUUUUCAGCUGAGGUACAUGUUUUUUGGGACUCGUUGAUACCAUUACAGAUAUCAAUAUGUGACCUACUUAGUAUUAAUCAAUCAAAGAGAUCUAGUAACAUUUUAUUUAGCUCUGUUUAUGUUGGUUGCUGCUAGCAGUGAAUUCUUCAUGCUGAGCUUUAUGGUUAAAAUGUUAUGUUUAAACAGUAUCUUUAAUAUGGAGUGUGAUGACAACCGACCUGAGUGAGCAGAGCAGUAUCAAUGAGCAUGCUGCAAUUUGUCAUUACAUAAACUGCACCUCGAUUUGCGAGUAACGUGUAGACCCUGGCAGGCGCACAUGACUCAGUGCUCAGUGCUCGUGGAACUGAAGUGCUCUCACACGUGACACGUUGCUCUGCAUGCUUGCUUCACUCUUCCACACUCGUUUUGGGUUUGUUCUAUUUCCCUGCAGCUCCUUGUGGGAUAGGCUUAAUGGUGGACUAACGUGCAUUAGCCAUAUACUGACAUUCAAUUUUCAUAUCUUCAUAUAAUUGGCUAAGCAGUUAUCAUGGUUUACAGUAAUAUCACUAUUCUGCGUUAUAAAAUAUCGCAUUGCUAGUUAAUGCUUUACAUUAAAGUUCCCUUAACUAACAUCGUUUGUGAGGUAACCGGAUUUUUAAAACUUUAAUUGUGAAAGAGGUAUGUGCAAAACUGGUAGUAUUUUAGAAAGUAGAAAAUGUCAGAAUUUCACCAUGUCAAGGGUUUUCCCAGGCCGUCACAUACUCUCUGGUUUAAUUAACAUUUGUUAAUGUUAAAUUUAGCAUUAAAUAACCAGAAGAAAUGUUAAAAAAAAAAAAAACAAAUUGAGGUUUGUUUAAAUGUUAACUAAAUACACUGGCAUUGGCUAAUGUUUAUUCAAUCCAUUGCUACAAAUAAGUUGGGGUGAAUGAAAAAAAAAAAUUCAAUUACCGCAUGUCUAAAUAUCUAAAUGUUGAUAAAUUACUGAAUGCUGGUCUGAAGGUAUAAAUAUUAAAAUAUGUAUAAAUAUUAAAUUUGUUUUAGUCCUGAAUUUUGCAAAUUUCAAACUGCAAACGUUCAUUAAGCUGAAAAGUGUUGGCUUAAUUUUACUCAGUGAUGGUGUGAAAAUUGGUUCAUGCAGGUGUUGAUUUUUGGCUUAUUUGGUUUCUUGCUUAAAAAAAAAAAAAAAAAAAAAAAAUCAGUGUACCAUUUACAGUGUAUUAGUGCUGAGGUUUAUGGUUUGUUCAUGUUAACUAAAUGUCUUUUAAGGGAACCUUAAUGUAGCAAUGUGUUUUUUUUUUUUUGGUUGUUUUCCCCAUCUUGUCCAAUGAACACUAUAAUGGCAUUGCAAUUGAAAAGUAAUACACAUGAACAUGUAAUAUUUCUCCAAGACAGGAACGCAUUAGAAAACAGCUGCCUUCCAGUUGGAGUAGUGACACUAUAUAAACCUUGUAUACUGUGCAUGUGGUUUUGUGGGAUAUACGUAUCAUGUCUUACUCCUGAUGUUGACGUUCUAAGUAGUGGCUAAGUACAGAGCUUCAGAAGGAAUGGACAAAGCUAGAAAGGCCCAUUUGUGUUUGCUGACCGUCAGAAUACAGUGUUACGUGUCAGCAAACGCAGAAAUGCCUACACAUAUGUAUAAAAAAAGAAGGAAAUUAGCACUUUCUUAUCUGGGGCUUGCACAUGGCGGAGUGGUAUUAGAGGCAUGAUUAUGGUUUGAGGGAUGAAAAAUUGGCACCAGCAUGUUCAGCAGUAUUAACCGUGGUUUCUUUUUUCAUUUAAAUACGCAGAAUUUCCAGGCUUUUUGAUAAAAAAAACCAUUGGGCAAAUCAAUAUUGGGCAUUCCAGGGGGUGAUAGUAAUAUUUGGCUCAAGUGGUUCAAGUGUUCUUCCCAAUAUUAAACGACUAUAAGCUAUAAAUUAACUUUAGAUUGCAGCAGAAUGCAGUUACUUGCACAGCUUAAUGGUCCACUACGGUAAAUGUGCUGAAUUAUGUGCUUCAUGCUGACUGUGAGUAAUGGCUAUCUGUCCACCAUUUGCUGUAUAUAGCCAGGAGGCAAGAGUCACAUCAAGCCAUCCAAAACCUUUCAAGCCUUUUCUAAUAAACUGGUAUUUUUUUUCCCUUUUGCAUUACCCAAAGUGCACAUUUCACUGCUACAUGAAUACUGAUGUAUAUGAAACAGACAGUACAACGUUACUGUUUGAAGCAUUUCCCUGUGUGACGUCUAUAGAAGAACAAUAUACUUCAGAUUUUCUGUGUGAAAUUAUAAGCCCAUCUAUAAACAAAAGUCAGAGAUGCUGUCAUGUUGGUGAACAUCUACAUGAUGUGAUGAAUUUAACUGGAGCUCCAACUAAUGAUUCAUGCAAAUUUCAGAUCUCUGGUUCGAAUUAAUUUUUUCUCCACACAAUCAAGUUAAGGUAAGGGCAAAACAGGAUGAAAAGCAAUAUAGUUCCCCUUAUAGAUAUUGUUCUCUGCUGCGCUCAUUAAUCUCUGUGAAAAAUCGUUUUCCUGGUUUUGUCUGGUCUGAGGUUGAGGAGAUAUUUUUUUUCUGCAGGAUGUAAAUAUGCACUACAUCAUUUUCAAUUCUUCAACUUAGUUUGUUGUUGUUUUUGUCUUUUUUGUCUGUUAACAGAUCGGACACUUUUUUUUUCCUCCAAAUACAAAAUUCUGUCUCUUCUUUGAGUAUAUUAUUGUCAGAAAGAAAACGUUUUGUAAAAAUUUUGAUGAUGAAAUCGGAAAUAAAGUAAUUUAAAGAUCUAAUGUAUGAAAAGCUGUGUCUAGGUUUCAGCUUAUUUGGAACAAAACUUCACACAUUCAUGCAUGGCUAUGCAUUUA
This is a messenger RNA of Pangasianodon hypophthalmus (striped catfish), 12851 nucleotides long. RefSeq names its product leucine-rich repeat transmembrane neuronal protein 4. The transcript has 3 exons. The record is from RefSeq and is a predicted model, not a curated record. NCBI's taxonomy places the organism in Eukaryota, Metazoa, Chordata, Actinopteri, Siluriformes, Pangasiidae. Bases 729 to 2633 code for a protein of 634 amino acids. Gene Ontology annotation, molecular function: protein binding.